This is a messenger RNA of Trifolium pratense (red clover), 1317 nucleotides long. Its product is annotated as stress-response A/B barrel domain-containing protein DABB1-like. The record is from RefSeq and is a predicted model, not a curated record. The coding region runs from base 438 to 1100 and encodes 220 amino acids. Lineage: Eukaryota; Viridiplantae; Streptophyta; Magnoliopsida; Fabales; Fabaceae. The transcript has a single exon.
UUUUCUAUUUUUUUUAACAGGAGCUAGUCAGAUACAUUAACUACAUUGUAAGUCAUUGUAUAGGUUUAUUAACUAUACAUUGAAUUAUUUUUUUUGAAGCAUAGUGUAAAGGAUAACAGUGUUUUUCUAGGUUAAAUGUAUUUAUCCGUAUUAAAGAGUUUCAUAUAGUUGGUUUGAAUAUGAAUUUAUAAAUAAAAAUAAGUUUUUUAGUCAAUUUUGUGGAAUUGAAUAAGCCUCAACUCCUAAUUUUAAAAAUCCAAAUUUGAAUACAAGAGUUUGCGGUUGUUUUUAUGGGUGAAUUUCAGCAAUAUUUAAUAUUUUCCUUGCCCAAAGAAAAAAAAAUAAAAAUGAAAGUUCAAUAAAUGGAAGGAAGUAUUGAAUUUUAUGUUGUGGUAAGUGGUAACUAUUGAGAAGGCACAAGAGAAAGGAAUCAAGAUAUGAUGUCAAUAAUCGAGCAUGUGGUGUUGUUCAAGAUCAAAGAAGACGCAACACAAUCACAGAUCGAUUCCAUGGUAGAUCGAGUUAAUUCCCUCGUUUCCCUCAAAGAGACACUUCACCUCAACAUGCUAACUAUUCAAUCUUCUUUUUCUUCUUCUUCUUCUUCCAGUUUCACUCACAUACUCCAUAUCCGAUUCACCUCCAAGGAAGAUCUCCAUGCCUAUGCCAUUCACCCUACCCACCUUGAAGUCAUCAAAGUCAACGCUCCUUUGGUUUCUGAUAUCAUGGCUGUUGAUUGGGUCACCGAGGUUGACGGUAACGACUUGGUUCUACCAUAUGGAUCUGCUGUGAGAGUUGUGUUUUUUAAGUUGAAGGAGGGUUUGAGUGAACAAGUUAAAGAUGAGGUUUUGAAGGGUAUAAGUGGAAUUCGACAUGAAAAUGCUGUUCAGUUUACUUGUGGGGAAAAUUUCUCUCCUGCUAGAGCUAAAGGAUUUUCCAUUGCUACCCUUGAGGUUUUUACUGGUUUAAGUGAAUUGAAAGAGUUGAAAGAAGUUGAUUAUGAUGAGGAAUUUCGGAAAUAUGAUGUCAAUGAUAAGAUUAAGGAGAAUCUGGACAAUGUACUGGUUCUUUAUUUUGUGGCAAAUGGGCAAAUAGCUUCUUAACAAAGUUUUCUGUUUUGUUUUUAAUUUGGUCUUUUUAUAGAUUGUGUCAAAAAAUAAAAUAAUGUAAGGGUCGUUUGCUAUAAAUGUAGUUUAAUAUCUUAUGCUUAUUAUGUAUUGUAAGAUACCAUCCUGUCAAAAAAAAUAAUAUUGUAAAGAUACCUCUUGUACUCAUAAGUUUUGUUCUGUUCACUCUAAUGAAACCGUAGUCUCCUUUGUA